GAAGUGAAGGCGCGUCGCUCCGUCCGGGCCUCUGCGUGCGAAGGACCCCCCGGCUGCGUUGCUAAGGGCGACCGAGGCGCCGUUGCUGGGAUUUUCUGGGCCUGGCGGGAGAGAUGGGCGAGCCGGGCCCCGCCGCCGCCGCCUCGGCCAGAGCGCUGGUGCCUGUCCCGGCCGAGGCGGGCGCCGUGGCUGUGGUGAAGGAGGCGGCCCAGGAGGCCCCCAAGAGCAGCAAGAGGGUCCUGGACGAGGAGAGCUACAUCCAGAGUUUGGAGAAAAUAAUCCAAAGGGAUUUUUUCCCCGACGUUGAGAAAUUGCGUGCUCAGAAGGACUAUCUAGAUGCUGAAGAAAGUGGUGAUUUGGAGAAAAUGAGACAGAUAGCCAUCAAAUUUGGCUCUUCCUUGGGGAGAACUUCCAAAGACACCCCUGCACCGUAUGUUACUCCAGCCACGUUUGAAACACCUGAGGUUCAUCCCGGUGACCCCUCCACAUUGAAUAAACCCAAGCUCCCAGUAAAAACUACAGAGGAAGGUGAAACGGAGGAAGAAGAGAGCAAAGAUGCUCUGCCCAGCCUGGACAGCUUCUUGGCAAAACACACCAGCGAGGAUAACGCUUCCUUUGAGCAGAUCAUGGAUGUGGCAGAAGAGAAGGAGAGAGCCAGGCAUUCAUGGCUCUAUGAUGCAGAAGAGGAAUUUGCCCAGCGGCACCAGGAGCAGAUGGCACUUCCGUCAGCAGAAGAGCAGCAGGCCCUGGCGAAUGGGAAAGCUGGGGUGGAGACAUGGGAGUACAAGGCUAAGAAUUCCCUCAUGUAUUACCCACCAGGUGUUCCUGAAGAGGAGAAUGUGUUUAAAAAGCCACGGGAAAUUGUCCACAGAAACACCCGUUUCCUGAAGGAUCCGUUCAGCCAAGCCUUGAGCAAAUCCCAGCUCCAACAGGCAGCAGCACUCAAUGCUCAGUACAAGCAGGGUAAAGUCGGUCCUGAUGGGAAGGAGCUCAUACCCCAGGAAUCUCCAAAGGUCAAUGGAUAUGGAUUUGUGGCCACGCCCUCCCCAGCUCCCGGUGUGAACGACUCCCCUCUUAUGACGUGGGGUGAGAUUGAAAGCACCCCUUUGAGGUUAGAAGGCUCAGACACACCGUAUGUAGACAGGACCCCUGGACCAGCCUUCAAGAUCCUGGAGCCUGGUCGCAGAGAGAGGCUAGGGCUUAAGAUGGCCAACGAGGCAGCUGCCAAGAACCGAGCAAAAAAGCAGGAAGCUUUAAGAAGAGUCACGGAGAACCUCGCCAGUCUUACUCCCAAAGGACUAAACCCAGCGAUGUCACCAGCCAUGCAGCGCUUAGUAAACAGGACUGCCAGCAAAUUCACAGACAAAGCCCUCAGAGCCAGCUACACCCCAUCCCCUGCGCACCUGAGCACACCUGGCUACAAGACCCCGGCAGGUGGGCCGCAGACACCAACUGUCACCCCAACUUCCAGGACAGCGUCUCAAACACCAGGGACUCAGGACCCCACCUCAAUCACAGACAAUCUGCUGCAGCUGCCUAAAAGACGCAAAGCCUCGGAUUUUUUCUGAGGAACGGCAUCUCUCUCUCUCUCCUCUGCAGGGCCCUGCGUAGCAGAGUAUGUGGAUAUAGCUGACAAAAUAAACACAAUAGUGACAAGAAGGGCUGCCCAGAUUUUCAGGAUUGCUUCUACCCUCCAAUCCUGUGUUGCUGCUGCACUUUUGUCAGCUGCAAGGAGUAGCAAAUGUAGAAGAAGCCUUUUUUGGCCAGGCAUCAGGUUUGAUCUUUGUUGCCUUCUGUGCUACAUGAGCCCAGGACCCAAGGAAAGAAAGACUGUAGCCGAAAUAAUGUACGUGACACGAGCCUUUCUAAAGCAUUUUGAGCGGUUUUACAAAGGGGGCCUUGUUGGUUGCGUUUAGGUGCCUCUGAUUCUGUCCGUGCAGGCGUAUGUUUUUAUUUAUUGAACACAGAAAGCCUUUGGAUAAAGACUCAGCACGAAUGUGAAAUAGCGGGUAUGCCUGCGGCUCUCAGCAUCACUGCUAGAAAAAUUCUGAUGAAUAUAUGGGAGCCACUUUCCAGCUUUACAUUAUUCAUCCAGGGAAUGACUUUCAGGCUGCUUCUCAGUGACAUGUGGCAUUUGGCAGAUGUGGAGAAUUGGUAUUUCUGCUUGGGAGGGCCAGAGCUUUUGCUCUCAGAUGCCUACAGGAAGCCUGACUUUGGUUAUGGGAUGUGUAAGUGUGAUAUCCCCCAAAGCUGGAAAAGGUUGGCUUUAUUUUAAAAAAUAGUAAUUUAUUUUUGUAUAUUUUGCUCUUCUACCAACAGUAUCCACACUUGGUAAAGCAUAUAGUAUAUAAUCAAUAAAAAGUACAUGUACAACUGAAGAACUAUGUGUAAAAGUAAUAAGAACAGAAAACCUAAAUAAAAAAGCCAACAGCAA
Lacerta agilis (Sand lizard) is the source of this 2434-nucleotide messenger RNA. It is a transcript of the gene ESS2, whose product is annotated as ess-2 splicing factor homolog. Gene Ontology annotation, cellular component: catalytic step 2 spliceosome. The coding region runs from base 114 to 1568 and encodes 484 amino acids. The record is from RefSeq and is a predicted model, not a curated record. NCBI's taxonomy places the organism in Eukaryota, Metazoa, Chordata, Lepidosauria, Squamata, Lacertidae. The transcript is spliced from 10 exons.